Messenger RNA from Neogale vison (American mink), 3399 nucleotides. It is a transcript of the gene TLR8, whose product is annotated as toll like receptor 8. Gene Ontology annotation, biological process: defense response to virus; positive regulation of interleukin-6 production; toll-like receptor signaling pathway. NCBI's taxonomy places the organism in Eukaryota, Metazoa, Chordata, Mammalia, Carnivora, Mustelidae. Bases 231 to 3350 code for a protein of 1039 amino acids. Gene Ontology annotation, molecular function: pattern recognition receptor activity; protein binding. The record is from RefSeq and is a predicted model, not a curated record. Gene Ontology annotation, cellular component: plasma membrane. The transcript has 3 exons.
CCUUCUUCCCACAUAAACUUCUGCAAACUGCAUGCCGGGUUCUGCUGGUGGUAAAGCCGCCGAGUUCAGGAAGUUGGCCAGUUUCUUUGCUCUGAGCACACCGAGUAACAGAGGGUAGCCCUCCUUGGCGCUGCAGGUGACCGAUGAGAAAUUAGGACAACAGAGCCUGAAGGUGUCCACUUCACUGGAGGAGAGAAUAGAUCUGGAUACGUACCACUGGAGAGGAAAACAUGACCCUCCCAUCUUUGUUUCUGACCUGCCUUGUCCUGCUCAUCUCUGAUUCCUAUGAGUUCUUCAGCAAAGCAAAUUAUUCUAGAAGCUAUCCUUGUGAUGAGAAAAGACAAAAUGGCUCUGUGAUUGCAGAAUGCAACGGCCGCCGACUGAGAGAAGUUCCCCAAACCGUGGGCAAGUACGUGACAGCACUUGACCUCUCUGACAAUUACAUUACACACAUAACAAAUGAAUCAUUUCAAGGGCUGCAGAAUCUUACUAAAAUAAAUCUAAACCACAACAGCAAUCCGCAGCACCUGAAUGAAAACCCUGAUAUAAACAAAAAAGGCAUGAAUAUCACAGAUGGGGCGUUCCUCAACCUACAAAACUUAAAGCAAUUACUGCUUGAAGACAACCAGUUAUACCAAGUACCCGGUGGCUUGCCAGGGUCUUUGAAGGAACUUAGUCUCAUUAAAAACAACAUAAUUUGCGUAACUAAAAAGAACACUUCUGGCCUUACCAAUCUGGAAAGGCUCUACUUGAGCUGGAACUGCUAUUUCGGCAAUAACUGUGUUAAUGAAACUUUUGCCAUAGAAAACGGAACGUUUGAAAGUCUUACGAAUUUGCAGGUGCUGUCCCUGUCUUUUAAUAAGCUUGUCCGUGUGCCACCUAAGUUGCCAGACUCCCUAAGAGAACUUUAUCUCAGCAAUGCCAAGAUUAAAAUCAUCAGUCAGGAAGAUUUCAAGGGAUUGAGAAAUUUAAGAGUCCUAGAUUUAAGUGGGAACUGCCCCAGGUGUUUCAACGCCCCAUUUCCCUGUACACCUUGUGAAGGAGGCUCUUCAAUUCAGAUCGAUCCUCUUGCUUUUCAAAACCUGACGGAACUUCGCUACCUAAACCUCUCUAGCACGUCUCUCCGGAAGAUUCCCGUAACGUGGUUUGAGAAUAUGCCCAGGCUGAAGGUUCUGCACUUGGAAUUCAAUUACUUAGUGGAUGAAAUAGCCUCUGGGGAAUUUUUAAUGAAACUGCCCUCCUUGGAAAUACUUGACUUAUCUUUUAACUACAAAAUGGCAAAAUAUCCAAAAUAUAUUAAUAUUUCCCAAAACUUCUCUAAUCUUAAGCUGCUCCAGGCGCUGCACUUAAGAGGUUACGUGUUCCAGGAACUUACAGCAAAAAACUUCCAUCCCCUGAAGGGUCUCCCACAUCUAAGGACUAUCAACUUGGGCAUCAACUUUAUUAAGCAAAUUAAUUUUACUCUCUUCCAAGAUUUCCCCAAUCUGACGAUCAUUUACUUGUCAGAAAACCGAAUAUCACCCUUGGUAAAUGAUAUCCAGCAAAAUGAUGAAAAUGGUUACUCCUCUCCAAGUCAUGUGCUUAAGCCACGCUCAGCAGAUUUUGAGUUUGACCCACAUUCAAAUUUUUAUCAUAAUACCCAUCCUUUAAUAAAGCCGCAAUGCACAGUUUAUGGCAAAGCCUUAGAUUUAAGUCUGAACAGUAUUUUCUUCAUCGGGCGAGAGCAAUUUGAAGCUUUUCAUGACAUUGCCUGCUUAAAUCUGUCUUCAAAUGGCAAUGGUCAAGUGUUAAAUGGAACUGAAUUUUCAGCUGUGCCGCAUAUCAAAUAUUUGGAUCUGACCAACAAUAGAUUAGACUUUGACGAUGACAAUGCUCUCAGUGAUCUACCCGAGUUAGAAGUUCUAGAUCUCAGCUACAAUGCACACUACUUCCGAAUAGCAGGGGUGACGCAUCGCCUGGGAUUUAUUCAAAAUUUAACACAACUGAAAGUUUUAAACUUGAGCCACAAUGGCAUUUAUACUUUAACAGAGCAAGACCUGAAAAGCAUGUCUCUAGAAGAAUUAGUUUUCAGAGGAAACCACCUUGACAUUUUGUGGAAUGCUGAAGGUGACAAGUACUGGAAAAUUUUUACAAGUCUCAGGAACCUGACACGGCUCGAUUUGUCCUUGAAUAACCUUCAUCUUAUCCCAAACGAAGCUUUUUUGAACUUGCCCCAGAGUCUCACCCAACUAUACAUAAAUAAUAACAUGUUAAAUUUUUUUAACUGGACAUUACUCCAACACUUUCCACAUCUCCACUUGCUGGACUUGAGUGGAAACAGGCUAUCCUCUUUAACUAACAGCCUCUCCAAAUUCACGCCUUCCCUGAGGACACUGCUACUACGUCGAAACAGGAUUUCACACCUACCCUCCAACUUUCUUUCCGAAGCCAGCAGUCUGAUCCACCUCGAUUUGAGUUCCAACCUGCUGAAGAUGAUCAACAAGUCCACGCUUCAAACGAAGACCAACACCAGUUUAACCAUUUUGAAACUAGAUAGAAACCCUUUUGACUGUACCUGUGACAUUGGAGAUUUUCGAAGAUGGAUGGAUGAAAAUCUAGAUGUCACCAUCCCUCGGCUGACGGACGUGAUCUGCUCUAGUCCUGGGGAUCAGAAAGGGAAGAGCAUCAUGAGUCUGGAGCUAACAACCUGUAUUUCAGAUACCAUCGCGGCAGUGCUGUGUUUCUUCACGUCCUUAAUCACCAUCACCGUGAUGUUGGCUGCCUUGGGUCACCACUGGUUUUACUGGGAUGUUUGGUUUAUCUACCACGUGUGUCUAGCUAAGGUAAAAGGCUACAGGUCUCUUUCCACGUCCCAAACUUUCUAUGAUGCCUAUGUUUCUUACGACACCAAAGAUGCGUCGGUUACGGACUGGGUGAUAAAUGAGCUGCGUUUCCACCUAGAGGAGAGCGAAGGGAAAAAUGUGCUCCUGUGUUUAGAGGAGAGGGAUUGGGACCCUGGAUUAGCCAUCAUCGAUAACCUCAUGCAGAGCAUAAACCAAAGCAAGAAAACCAUAUUCGUCUUAACAAAAGAAUAUGCCCAAAACUGGAACUUCAAAACAGCAUUCUACUUGGCCUUGCAGCGGCUCAUGGAAGAGAACAUGGAUGUGAUCGUAUUUAUUCUGCUGGAGCCCGUGUUACAGCAUUCUCAGUAUUUGAGGCUGCGGCAGAGGAUCUGCAAGAGCUCCAUCCUUCAAUGGCCUGACAACCCCAAGGCGGAAGGCUUAUUUUGGCAAAGUCUGAAAAACGUAGUCUUAACGGAAAACAAUUCCCGUUAUAACAAUUUGUAUGUUGAUUCCAUUAAACAGUACUAACGGAUGUUAAGCCACGGCUCACCAGCAUAAUAAAAAUGUAAAGCAAUUA